Molecule: messenger RNA, 1969 nt
Organism: Biomphalaria glabrata
Lineage: Eukaryota; Metazoa; Mollusca; Gastropoda; Planorbidae
Product: asialoglycoprotein receptor 2-like
Exons: 2
Coding region: 569-1525 (318 amino acids)
Biological process (GO): biological process involved in interspecies interaction between organisms
Cellular component (GO): external side of plasma membrane
Molecular function (GO): carbohydrate binding
Source: RefSeq, a predicted model, not a curated record
AACCCUCGACAAUCGAAAAAUCCGAACGACAGUCCAGCGCGCAAACCACAAGACCAGGUGGAUAAUAUAACACUCAGUAAGUUAGUCAUCAAUUUGUAUAACAAGCCUAUCCUAUAAAUGUACGCAUGUUUGGAAUACAGGACCUGAUGACCAAACAGGCAAAAGUUCAUUGUACUGUGUCUGCACUGACUCUACUAUAUAAACAUAUAGUCUACUUAAACAUGCUCGUUGUACAGAUUCUCUCUCUGACACAGACACUUGAAAGCUUGAAUAGCAACAUAGAGAUCCUGUUGAUGUUAUUUAAGUCAAACACUUGACUGGAAAGUCAUUCAUUUCGUAGUGACUCUUACAAAGGAUUCAACAAGAAGGAGUUCAACUUUAGGAAACAGCAAUACUCUUAGUCCUGGCCUGAUAUAUACUGACAACAUUCUCUGCUGCUGUCACAAAUCUAGUUCGUUCCAAGUUAUGGGCAUUUAGUAUUGGAUACUUUCUAAGUACUUCUACGACCUGGCAAAACAAAAGUAUCUACCACAGAACUGGAACAAAUCAACAGUCUAUCCAAUUAACUAUGACAACGAACCGUGACAAAAAUUCCAGACCACUUCCAAAAGUGUCAGAGACAUUUCCAGCUUCCAGACCACCGUACAACAAUGUCACUAACCAACAUGGUGCAGCGAGCAUGCCUUCUAACAGUAAACUGGCAUCUAACGAACGUCCGGUGUACAUGGACAUCCCAGAACUUCAGCAGAGACGCCCAGAACCUGGUGCAUACUCUCAACUCUCAGUGGUAGACCAUUACGAGAUGUUGGCUCCGGCCGAAAGUAGCCGAGUCAAGUCCACUCCGCAGACACCCCAGAAAGUGGUUACUAAGAAAUGUGUCUGUUUAGCCGUUGGCUGCAUUCUGUUUUGCCUGGUUGUUGUUUUGGCCUCUUCACUGGCCACUCUUUUCGUAUUAAGGAAUAAUCUGGACAAGAACUUAAAUACGAAAUUUUCUUCUUUGGUGAACUUCCAGUCUGCCAUUAAGAUGGAACUAAUCCAGUCUAUACAAUCACUUUGUAGCAACUAUAACGAGACAACAGAUUUGACAAUUCUUUACUCUGAUACAUGUUAUUGUCUGUACAGAAAACAACUUACUUGGGACUCGGCCAGAGAAUUUUGUCUCAGUAAAGGACCAGGAGUGCACCUGGCCGAAAUCUACGAUAAAAAGACAAACGACUUCCUUAUUCCCAUCUUGCAAGCUUCACAAACAAAUACAGGGAUCUGGCUCGGUGGUUCGGACCUGGUCAAAGAGGGUGUUUGGCUGUGGAACUACACAAAGAUACCGAUAGAGACCUUUAACCCUACACAAUGGGCGCUUAACGAGCCCAGUAAUUUCAGAUUCAGAUUCACCUUAGAGGAGCACUGUCUGGAAGUAUUUAACCACACAGCUCCAAUAUUCAUGUGGAAUGAUCAUUCGUGUACAAAGGACAAUGUAAAACCUUUCUUAUGUCAGUCUCCGAAAAUAGGGUCACGAUGUUUUUGUUAAAACUCAGUUUAUCAGAUUCAUUGUAUUCAUCCGCUGCUCUAAAGCCCAGUUUAUCGGACUAUUGUUUUCAUCCGCUGCACUAAAACUUUCUUUAUCCGAAUUAUUUAAAAAAAAACAAAACAUGUUGACUUUUAAAGUCAAAACUAAACGCUUAAAAAUAUUUUUUUUUAAAAUAUACUUCUAUUUUAUUUCAAUCUAUUGCUAUAACGUGAUCUAAUGAAUUGUAUUAAAACUAUAUGGUACAAAGUUUAUGUUAUGAACAUUUUAUGGUGUUUUUAGUCUAAGUCAACUCUGUUCACGUUUUAAUUUCAUUAGAAAAUGUCUCCAAGUGUUUGAUAGUUGGGUGAUAUAAGAAUUGGUGUCUUAAAUACAUUUUUAUUUCCCGUUUAUUUAUUGUUUACUUUCUUUUUUCCAGUGUUCUACAAAUCAACUAUUAACUAGGAC